CUAUCUGUUCUACAACUUGAUAGGUAACACAUCUAUCACAUAAGGUAAACACAUCCUCCGUCGCCAACCUCAUAAUAAUGUACGUUAGUUACAAUACAUUAUGUUUGUUUAGGAAAGACGAAGCGUACGGAUGAUCACAUCCUUGUCAGUUCACCAACAACUAGAUUGCCCUUGAUCAAGUUCUCUGUUACACAUACUGUUGAUAGAUGUUGUUGAGCCACAGCUUUGGGCAUAUAUAUAUGCCAUAUCCCCCGAUUAUGUAAGAAUACUUUUACCAUUCGCUCCUUUACCCUCGGGGUUUAAUUGAUACUGAUUUCGUAGCCCAUUACCGUGCAACGAAACUAUCACUCAUGUGUUAUCACGUCACUCUGGAAAUCUGCUGCGAGGAGGAAUUUUCAAAUGCCUUCCCAAAUACCCUUCUACUAGUGAGGUUCUUCGUCCUCUGCCACGCAGCGAAGAUAACUUGGGCACUCCAGGAACUUGAACGUGGCGGGCCGCCCCGUCCCCCGAUGCCACUGGCUUGUACCGAGAACUGCCCAAACUUUGACCCCGCAUAUGUUAGACUUGAACGUGUAUUCUUCACUAGGUGCGAGAAUUGUGUUAGAACAAAGGGCCCAGAGAAAUAUGGACUCAAUGAUGAUGAUAUGCCUAUCAUUAUACACCAUGAUAAGCUUCUCCGUGAUCAGCUCCAUGAGGCAAUCGCUUUUAAACCAUACGAUGAAGUAGUAUUGCGGCUUUAUAUCGACUUUAAUAUCCACGAACGAUGGAUAUUAAGCGGCUCGCGAUGGACCGUGGCUCAUAUACAUAUCGGAGGGAAUGAUCCACUAGGUCCGAACCCGACGUAUGAUUUAGAGGGCGUGAGAUGGUGGCUGGAACAGAGGAUUGGCGGCAUACGUCAAGAUGUAUUAGAAUGGCUUAAUAGUCUUCCACCAUCAACGUUCGGCCCCGAUGGGCCACAGCCAUCAUGGGCCGAAAAACGUUGCCCCUCACUAACUAGUAAAUGUCCUUCACUAGAUGAGGAUUCCGACCCGUCACUCAAUGGUGAGGACGAUGAGGAAGAUGAUACUGAAGAUGAUGAGUACUACCGUCCGCAAUCAAGAGCGAGUGUAAGUUCGGAUUCGUCGAUGGAGGGCUAUGAGUGGUACGACAAUUGGGCAGAAAAUCACCCCUAUUUACCUACCACCUGCACCUAUGAAGAAUUUCGUGCCCUGCAAGCAAGUCGCCGGAAGGGUAACUCGUAACCUCAAGGUUUGACUGGAGUAAUACCCGAAGCGAAACCAUGGAGAGCAUAGCAUUAUCGCCUAGGCCUUGAAUCUUUAAACACAACCCCAAGGUUAUGAUAAGUAGCGUAAAGGCUACGAAGUCGCCGAGUCGAAAGUAUUGAUAUGGCAUAGUUAACUAGAAUCACGAACGAUCACUGGAGAUUUGCUAAAUGAUGCUUAACGGUGUUUAU
This is a messenger RNA of Daldinia decipiens, 1453 nucleotides long. RefSeq lists its product as uncharacterized. NCBI's taxonomy places the organism in Eukaryota, Fungi, Ascomycota, Sordariomycetes, Xylariales, Hypoxylaceae. Bases 351 to 1241 code for a protein of 296 amino acids. The record is from RefSeq and is a predicted model, not a curated record. The transcript has a single exon.